Molecule: messenger RNA, 2121 nt
Organism: Penicillium nucicola
Lineage: Eukaryota; Fungi; Ascomycota; Eurotiomycetes; Eurotiales; Aspergillaceae
Exons: 1
Coding region: 1-2121 (706 amino acids)
Biological process (GO): deadenylation-independent decapping of nuclear-transcribed mRNA
Cellular component (GO): P-body
Source: RefSeq, a predicted model, not a curated record
AUGUCCACCCCCAACGACCUCCAGGCCCUCUUGGCCAGUAUUCGUCCUCGUCCGUCCCCGUCGAAUACUCCCGGCCAUGAUAAUCCCCAGGCUCAGCGCCAAUCGCACUACCAGCCUGGCAUGUUCCCGCCGCAUCCUCAACAGCCUUACGACGGUCAGACCUACCCGCAUCCUCAGUCCCACGGUUACCACCAUCCAUCCGUGUCAUCGACAAUUCAGAGUCCUGCGCCCAUGAACACCCCUCCACACCACGGCUCGGACAUUAUGAGCCCCAACGUGGCAACUCCUCGUGGUGAAUGGCCUCAUCAGCCACAGAUGGCAAAUAACCCUGACCGUGCUGUCGACCUUUUGAGCCUGCUCAGGUUCAACCAGGGUGCCGGCCAACCUCAGGUCCCAGCUGCUGUCCCUGAACACUUGCGCUCCCCGCCAAUCCACGAACCUUCCUCGUCGCACGGACGAAACAUUUCCGCGUCUGAUUUGGUUGCUAGUUUGAUCGGCCAGAGCCCUUCUGCCCCUGCGGUUCCCGCAGCUGCCCCAGCUGCUGUUCCACCAGGAUUCCAAUCUGGCCACCCUGAGGGUCCUCAUGAGAACACGCAAGACAUGUUGCUUCGCUUGCUCAACCGUUCUCAGUCCAGUCCCUCUGUCGAUCCGUCUGCCCAGGCUGCAGCCCAGAUUCCUGCUGCAUUCAAUGAGCCCCAGGUCGACACAGUUAAGAAUCCUCUUAUGGAAGUUGUGGAUGAAAGUCCCCAGGGACCUGCGCACCCGGAAACGGUCGCAUCCCCUUCAAAGGAUUCUAUGUUCACUUAUGUCAACCCCUUUGACCAACUGGCUGCCAUGUCUCCUCGCGAGAAGUCCCCUCAGCCUACCUCGGGUGCUCAAAGCCCCGCUGUAGAAGUUGUGCAGAAGCAAAAGAUCAAUGUCACUGCUAAGCUGGAGCCUUCGCCGGCUCCUCGGGACAUCACCCAUCCGCCAGUCUUGAACGAUGGCCAGCGCGAGGCGGUGAACGGUGUUGUUGAACGUCUCGUAGGUGAGAUUGGCCGCUCGCUCAGCGGGGGUGAGCCCCAGGCUACAGCCGACGCGGAAGCUGCCCUUUCUGCUGUCCAGGAUGAGCCCUCCAGCGAAUACCUCGCAUCUAUUGCCAACAAUCUCCGAGAGUCUGCUGCUGAAGCUAAGGAAGCCGCCAAUUCGCUUGACGUUGAUAACAUUGUCGAGGAGACCGUGGUGGAAGUUGCUACGGUUCCCGUCUCUCAAAAGGCGAUUGAUAACACCGAGGUUUUGGCUGAUAGCUGGGAAAGCGCCGAGGACAGUGCUGAAAAGGAAGAAGAACGAGUUGUUUCUGUUCACAACUUCCCAAUGAAGCCCUUCAUCUCUAUUGCUGUGAAGCCGCAGUCUGGAAAGCUCAACACUUUCCGUGAUGACGACGUCAUGGACAUUGCUCGUCUGAAGAAGGAAUUCGAUCAACUUGAUCGUUCGUUGACUGCGGCUACCUCUGAAUACAUUGUUUACGCGCUCGCCAAGACCGGUGGAAUUCGAAUCAUUCGACAGGAUGAUGGUAGUGACCGUCAGGUCUUCCGCGCCACCCGUGACCGUGUGUUCAAUGUCGCUCUUUGUACAGCCGGUGACUCUGAGGUUCAAGCCAUCAUCGGUAUCGGAGUCAGUGGCUCUGUCUACUGGGCUCUGAUCUCCCGAUCUGGAAAGGACCUCUUCGAAAUGGACGCUUUGGAAAGUGAAAGUCUGAUCUUCCCACCUUUCCCAGCCUCCGACGAGAACACCUCUGGCGGCCAGCUGAAAACGCGGGCCAAGCGGAGCACUCGUCACACUAACCUGUUCGCUAUCGGACGAGGCAAGAACAUUUAUGUUGUUUCUCCUAAGGCGGCUAUGAACCCAGCCUAUGGCGUUUCCGGUUCUCAGCGCACAGUCAACACAGAGAAGUUCUUUAAGGAGCGCGCCUUGAAGAUCUCUACUGGUAAAGCCGGCAAGGACUUUGCUUUCAGUGACGAUGAUUCUGUCAUUGCUUCUCUCGACAAGACCGGCCGCCUGCGCUUCUGGGAUAUCAAUGAUAUGCUCACCGACGCGAGCUUGCUGGAAGGUCCUCCCCGGCCGAGGUCCGGGUCCCCUUGA